CAAGAAACACUUUCCUAUACACAGAUUCAAGAUGUCAGGAGGAUCACCACCUUCCAUUUUCCCUGCAAUAUUGCUAAUUGCUCUUCUGCAUGUGGGGAUGACCAUGGUUGCUGCAGUACUUGAUCCCGCAGCAGCCACGGGAAAAGAACCCAUUCUAGAGUUAUAUAUGCAUGACAUUCUCGGGGGCAGUAACCCUACUGCUAGGCCAAUCACUGGCUUGCUAGGCAACAUCUACAAUGGUCAAGUGCCCUUUGCAAGGCCAAUAGGGUUCAUUCCCCCACGAGGUGGGGUUGCAAUCCCCAAUGCCAACGGCGCCAUUCCAACGGUCAACGGUCUCAAUGGCAUCCCACUGGGAACUGGCCUAGGUAACCAAAACGAUCAGAACCAAAUGGGACCAGAUGGGUUGGGACUGGGAUUUGGAACAAUCACAGUCAUCGAUGAUGUGCUGACCUCUGCGCCCGAGUUGGGGUCACAGACGGUAGGAAAAGCUCAAGGAGUUUAUGUGGCGAGCUCAGCUGAUGGAGCUACACAGAUGAUGACAUUUACGGCCAUGAUUGAAGGAGGGGAGUAUGGGGAUAGCCUCAACUUCUAUGGCAUAUAUGGGAUAGGAAGCUCCAUGUCAUACUUGUCCGUGAUUGGCGGUACUGGGAAGUUCAAGAAUGCUUGUGGCUUUGCCGAGGUUCGCUCGCUCAUACCACCUGGUCAAAAUGUCAAAGAAGGUGCAGAAACAUUGCUGAGGAUUACUGUACAUCUGAGCCAUUGAGGACUGAGGAGGAGGCCAGGCAUGAAGAUGAUGAUAUGAGAAAUCAAUAUCAUGUGAACGUUUGGUUUCCACCGGAAUUGAAGUUUGUCUAUUUUGGUUGAAGUGAGUCGCAUUAAUUUUCAGUUUCUUGAGUUGGUCAUUUAUAUGUUGGUUAUAAAAGCGGAAAA
Molecule: messenger RNA, 930 nt
Organism: Carya illinoinensis
Lineage: Eukaryota; Viridiplantae; Streptophyta; Magnoliopsida; Fagales; Juglandaceae
Product: dirigent protein 18-like
Exons: 1
Coding region: 32-763 (243 amino acids)
Source: RefSeq, a predicted model, not a curated record